This is a messenger RNA of Cheilinus undulatus (humphead wrasse), 3305 nucleotides long. It is a transcript of the gene lonrf4, whose product is annotated as LON peptidase N-terminal domain and ring finger 1. The record is from RefSeq and is a predicted model, not a curated record. The coding region runs from base 539 to 2329 and encodes 596 amino acids. The transcript is spliced from 12 exons. Gene Ontology annotation, biological process: protein ubiquitination. Gene Ontology annotation, molecular function: ubiquitin-protein transferase activity; protein binding. Lineage: Eukaryota; Metazoa; Chordata; Actinopteri; Labriformes; Labridae.
ACGCUGCUGUCACGUGGUCUUUAUUUAUGUAAUGUAAUGGUGUUACACAGUAACCCAGCUUUGUGGUCGUGGAGACGUCGCUAGAGGGGUUAAAAGCGAACACGGACCACUAAAAGAAGACAACAGUAACGUGCAGCUAUUGUGAGAUUCGUGUUGCGGUCAUGGAGUUUGGCGCGGUCAGGAGAUCGUCGCAGUGAACUGGAGGCUGACUUCUCUUUACACAACCUGCCAAAAAGGGAAGACGCUAUGUGCCCCCAGCCAAAGACUAAGUUGUGUUAUUAAAUCGGUCGUUUCAAUGGAUGUAUUGAGGGACAUUUGCGAGGUGAGCAUUUUCGGAUAAGCUUGACAGAAAGCAAUGUGGUUCGAGCAGAGGUGAUCAAGUAAGGGGUACAUUUACAGUAUCGCCAGCUGUCAGCGUGUUAUUUAAGUGGUCCAUGCAGUACUUUACAGAACAGCUGAUACGCCCGCAUUGCUUUGACGAAGAAAAAGCACCAAAUCGUCCCGCAGGACGCUGUUCUGGUGACAUAACCCAUCCACCAUGGAUCUGCUGGAGUGUCCGCUCUGUCUCUUCUUGAUGUGCGAGCCGGUGACCAUGUCGUGCGGUCACACGUUCUGCCGGAGGUGCGUCGGGGGUUUCCUCCCGUCCAAAUGCCCGUCAUGCAAAGAGAGGUUAAAACAACGCGAGGUGAAGAGCAUGAAGAACAACGUGCUUCUUAUCAGCAUCAUUGAGAAAUGCUGCCCCGAAGAGACGAAGAUAAAGUGCCAUAUCCAGGAGAAGCUCAGAGCCAACGAGUUUACGGAAGCUUUACGCAUCGCAAACGAGGGCUUGAACUUAGUCCCAGAUGAUCCAAGUUUAAAGGUGUACAGAGCCGAAGCUAACUGGGGACUGAUGUGUUUCUCCGACGCUCUGAUGGACCUCGACUACCUCUGCUGCCUUCGUCCUAACUGGACCGAGGGCUUCUUUCGUAAAGGGAAUGUGCUGUUGGAAAUGGGUCAGCAGGCGGAGGCCCUCGUCCAGUUCCAUCGUUGCCUAAAUCUACAAGCUGACUUUGCUCCUGCAAAGAGCCAGAUCAAGAAGAUCCUGGAGGCAGAGGGCAUGGCAGUGCCAGAUGAGGUGUCCUGCAUCUUGCAAGUUGUGUCUGAGUACCUUAAAGAGCCCUGCCCCAUCACCAGCCUCAGUGGCUCCCAGGGGCCAACCUACCCCGAGGGCCUCAGGCAUCCACAUGGGAAUGACGGAGAGGGAAAAGGGAGGAGAGAGACUCACCAGGGCUCGAGGGUGAAGCAUGACUCGGGUACUGAGUGCUGCCUAAGUCUCUGCCAAGCUGUUUCCUUCCUCCCUGCUGCUGAGGAGGAUGAGGAGAUGAUGAUGAGGAAGGAGGAUGAGCAUGGCAGAGGUGAAAAUAGUCAACGCAGAGAGAAAACUCUGGCUGUUCUCACUGUGUCAGACUUUGAAUGCCCUCUCUGCAUUAGGUUGUUUUUUGAGCCAGUCACUACUCCCUGUGGUCACACUUUCUGUAAAAAAUGCAUAGAGAGGAGUCUGGACCACAACCUCCGCUGUCCACUCUGCAAACAGCCACUACAAGAGUACUUUAAAAACAGGAAGUACAACACAACAGCUCUUCUCCAGGAAAUCAUGACCCUCCUUUUCCCCACGCAGCUGGCUGAAAGGAAACAGGUCCAUGAUGCUGAGAUGGCUGAACUGUCCAAUCUUACCAAGGAUAUUCCCAUAUUUGUCUGCACGGUGGCCUACCCUGGAGUUCCCUGCCCCCUGCACAUAUUCGAGCCUCGGUAUCGGCUGAUGAUGCGCCGCUGCAUGGAGACUGGCACAAAGAAAUUUGGCAUGUGCAGUUACGAGCAUGGAAAGGGGUUUGCAGACUACGGCUGCAUGUUGGAGAUCCUCUCUCUGGAGCUGCUGCCUGACGGGCGUUCCUAUGUUGACACAGUAGGUGGCAGCAGAUUCAGGGUGCUAAAAAGAGGUUUGAGGGACGGAUACCACACUGCUGACAUAGAGUACCUGGAGGACCUCAAGGUUGACGGCAGUGAGUUGGAGCUUUUACAGCGUCUCCAUGACAGCGUUUAUCAGCAGGCUCAGGACUGGUACCAGCGCCUUGGAAGCCGUAUUCGUGAGCAGAUCAACAGGCAGUAUGGCCCCAUGCCGGAUAAGGAGGAUGACAUUCAGGCCUCAUCCAAUGGUCCGGCCUGGUGCUGGUGGCUGCUCUCCGUCCUCCAGCUGGACCCAGCGUAUCAAACCACUGUCCUGUCCCUGACCUCACUCAAAGACCGCCUUGGACACCUCCGCCUCGUCCUUGAGUACUUCUCUCAGAGCUAGAUUCCACAGCACCCUGGUGUUGUUGCCACUUCCAGCUGAGAGUUAAAUAAUGUGCACUCAUACAAACGGAGAGAAACGCACUCGCACCACAGAGAGGUUGGGAUUUGGACUCUGAAUCAUGAAGGGAUGGUCUAAAAAGUCCCAGCUCAAGGCCGAAUCACAUGGUCAUGAGCAGAAAGAUAGUGAGUGAAUUACAAAGCACAUUGCUGUUGUUUAGACACAGGUUUUUACUAUUGGAGUUUGCAUAUCUUUCCUGGACCAUUUUCUUCUCUGGCGUUAGAGGGGUCUGAAUAAUUUUACCAUAAAUAUAGUUCUCAUUGACACAGGAAGGCGCAUGUUUGACCAAAGAUCCCGUUAAAGUCCUAAUUCAUUACUGUUAAGCUAAAUCUGCUCUUUUUAAUUAUAAUUUGCCAAAACCACCACUAGGUGUCACUAAUUCUCUCUGGUAACAAGGACUAGGAGCACAAAUCAACAUCAGCCAAGCUACCACAGCUAACUGUACUGUAAAGUGUUGCCUAUUGCAUCAAUCAGGAUUGAUCAGGACUGCAUAUUGAGAGAAAAAUACCUGUGUUAAAAGUCAUAAUUUUAAAGAUCCGGAGUUAUUCAGAUAUUGUUAAAGGGCAAUAUUUCUAAUGUUAAUAUUUAAGCUUCAGCUUUUGGCCUUUGAAAAUGUCUCGGUUUGUACUAUUGAAUUAUAUUUGAAGAUCCCUGUUAGAUUAAUAUUGCAAUAAUAAUGUGUAUUGUCACUUAAAAUGGCAGCAGUUUUAGGAUCUUUUUUUAAAAGAAUGAAAGCUGAUGAAGAGGCUGCUGCUUUUGAAUGCUGUUUGUUGUUUUCUGGGCUGAGAAAGUUGCUGAGGUUUUGGCUGUAAGGAGGCUGGGGUCAGUGGUUCAGAGCAGGAGUAUAAGCUAGGGCUGCACCUGUUCACAAUUUUGUCAAUCAGUAUGAAGUUCCCAUACAUAAAAAAUGUCCAUUUGA